CUCCGGUGAGCGGCCAUGCCCGAGGGCCCGGAGCUGCACCUGGCCGGUCGCUACAUCAACGAAGCGUGCGGCGAGGUGGUGUUCUCGGGCGGCGUGGAGCGGUCGGCGGUGAGCAAAAACCCGGAGGUGGCUUUUUCCAGCGAGGCCUACCGUAUCUCGGCCACCUCCCGGGGCAAGGAGCUGCGGCUGACGCUGACCCCGCUGGGCCCCGGGGAACCGCAGCACCUCGUCUUUCGUUUCGGCAUGUCGGGUUCUUUCCGCCUGUGCCCGGUCGCCCAGCUCCCCCGCCAUGCCCACCUCCGGUUCCUCACCCGGGAGAGCCCCCAGCGUGCCCUCUGCUUCGUCGACGCUCGCCGCUUCGGCUCAUGGCGGCUGGGGGACGCCUGGCAGCCCGGCCGCGGGCCCUGCGUCCUCUCCGAGUACCAGGCCUUCAGGGAGAACGUGCUGAAGAACCUGGAGGACAAGGCUUUUGACAAGCCCAUCUGCGAGGCCCUCUUAAACCAGAAGUUUUUCAACGGAAUCGGGAAUUACCUCCGCGCUGAGAUCCUGUACAGGUCGAAGACCCCUCCCUUUGAAAAGGCUCGGACUGUGCUGGAGGCCCUGAAGGAUCAGGAGCAGGCGAGGAGGAAGAAGAAUCCUUCCCUGACGCCGAGCAAGAAGCUGAAGCUGAUGCGGGAGAACCCGGAUCUCCUGGAGCUGUGCCACACCGUGCCCAUGGAGGUGGUCUCUGCGGACAAAAAGCUCUUGGACCCAGAAAACUCGGAUAAUUACGCCGCUUUCAAGAACUGGCUGCAGUGUUACUUGGUGCCUGGCAUGAGCUCCCUGCGCGACCGCAACGGCAGGACCAUAUGGUUCCAGGGAGAGGCUGGCCCCAUGGCUCCCAAAGGGCAGGCGUCCCGCAAGAAGCGCUCUCGGCUGAAGGCAGAUCCCCAGGCUCCGACCCCCAAGGUCACCUCACGUGCCUCCAAACGGCACCCUAAGGCUGCAGCGAAGCCCCCAGAGCUGGCUGUGGAGGAGGAGGAGGAGGAGGAGGAGGCUGAUGGGCCGAGGAAGGGCCGUGGUCGGGGGAGGAGGAAAGCAACCACUGCCCCAGCCGUGUCCGAGCCCGAGGUGCCCGUCAAAGCCAGGAGGAGCCGCAGGACGACUGGGCGCAGGGGCAGAGGCGCAGCCCCUGCCCUGUGAGGAGGAGCCUGGGGAGAAAGGGGGCUGCUGUGUCCCCGCUCGCUGCCGCUGCGUCCUGCCAGCCUGGGAGGGAGAAGCUGGGUUUGGUGACGGGGCUGACUGCUGUCCCCAGGCAUUUUGAGGGGGGAUAAGGGCCACGGACCCUUCCCUCUGCCUAAAAGUCGAUUUCACCCCCCUCCCCGCUUCCUUUCUCUCUUCCCUUUCUGGCCCCUGCCUGCAUCAUGGAGAAGGCUGUGUUUUUAGCUGGCUAAUAAAGUAUUUUGGGUAGAAA
This is a messenger RNA of Calidris pugnax (ruff), 1453 nucleotides long. It is a transcript of the gene NEIL1, whose product is annotated as nei-like DNA glycosylase 1. The transcript is spliced from 10 exons. Lineage: Eukaryota; Metazoa; Chordata; Aves; Charadriiformes; Scolopacidae. Gene Ontology annotation, cellular component: nucleus. Gene Ontology annotation, biological process: base-excision repair. The coding region runs from base 16 to 1182 and encodes 388 amino acids. The record is from RefSeq and is a predicted model, not a curated record. Gene Ontology annotation, molecular function: nucleic acid binding; DNA-(apurinic or apyrimidinic site) endonuclease activity; zinc ion binding.